This is a messenger RNA of Oryza brachyantha (malo sina), 1075 nucleotides long. RefSeq lists its product as uncharacterized. The transcript is spliced from 3 exons. The coding region runs from base 42 to 1013 and encodes 323 amino acids. The record is from RefSeq and is a predicted model, not a curated record. NCBI's taxonomy places the organism in Eukaryota, Viridiplantae, Streptophyta, Magnoliopsida, Poales, Poaceae.
UCCACCUCGCCGUGUGGCUAUGUCCAUCUAGAGAUCAUCCAAUGGUGGUUGGCUGCUUGGUCGCCAUCUUGGCGCGUUCCUGCUGGCACCUGGCCGUCGCCGCCGUCAAGCUCCCGGCGACCCUCUGCUGCGACGUGAUGCUCUCCACGGUCGCCUUCCUCACCUUCCCGCUCCGCCUCCUCGCCGCCGUCGACAGAGAGCGCAAGCUGGAUAGGCUGGUGAAGGAGAUGCAGCGGCAGAUGGAGACGCUGGUGUGGGAGAACAGGGAGCUGGAGGACAGGCUCAGCAUGGCGGUCAAGGAGAGCAAGGCCAUGGAAGAGAUUCUUGACGAGAUGGAGGAGGAGCACGACGACGCCAUUGCCAGGAUCACUCUCCUCGAGAGCCAGCUGAAGGCUGUCAAGCUGGAGAACAUGCGGCUCAACGAGCACAAGGGCAAGUCCAUGUGGGACAAGAAGCCGCCGGCCGCCGUGGUGGUGCACGGCAGCGGCGGCGGCGAUGGCAAGAACUUACCAACGGCCUCCAAGCCUGACGCGCGCCCGUCGAACACCAAGGACCAAGAAGACGACGUGGAGGACGCCGCCGCCGCCGCUGCACUUCAGGGGGAGGAGAGCGGCGGCGUCGCGCCGGAGGAGCCCUACACCCUGCAGAUGCGGCGGGGCAAGGCGGUAGCGCGGCGGCGGAGCCUGUUCAGCCUGGGCAUGUCGGCGGCGGUGGGGGCGGUGGUGUGGACGGCGGACGCGCCGUGCCUGCCGCUGCUGGCGGGGCUGUUCGCCAUGGUGGGCAUGUCCAUGUGCAGCGUGGCGCGCUUCUCCCGCAGCGCCGCCGCGCUCCGCCGCGGCGGCAGGCCGGCCCCCGACGACGCCGUCGCGCUGCUCAGCCUCAACUGGUUCCUCCUCGGCGUCCUCACCUCCCCCAUGCUCCCCGGCGCCGCCCACGCCGUGUUCCCGCGCGCCGCCCGCCUCGUCGGCCCGGCCGUCGCCUGGUUCUCUGCCACUGCGCCACUCUCAAGCUAGUGGCCGCGUACUAGUACACUAUAAAAACACUUGUAAAUUAAUACACUUUGUUACUGUGUUUU